Molecule: messenger RNA, 1761 nt
Organism: Schistosoma curassoni
Lineage: Eukaryota; Metazoa; Platyhelminthes; Trematoda; Strigeidida; Schistosomatidae
Source: the annotation of a GenBank genome assembly
UUUUCUAUAUAAAGCUAUAUAAAUUGGCCUGGUUUGUUAUUCUAAUCAACUAAAUACUAAGACUUAAUACAGUUUAAUAAUGCCGUUAACAUCACGUUCACCUUACGACAGUAAAACACUACUUGCUAAGUAUUAUGAUUUGCCUCAACCUGAUGACAAAAUUCAAGUUAUGUACGUAUGGAUAGACGGAAGUGGAGAAAAUUUACGCUGCAAAACAAUGACUUUACAAGAAGAACCAAAAGUUCCAGAAGACUGUCCAAUAUGGAAUUUUGAUGGAAGUAGUACGGGUCAAGCUGAAGGUUCUAAUUCUGAUGUUUAUUUAAAACCGUGUGCAAUGUUCCGUGAUCCAUUUCGUGGUGGCAAAAAUAAAUUAGUCUUAUGUGAAACUUAUAAUUACGAUAAGAAACCACAUGUUUCAAAUCAUCGUUAUCUUUGUAAUCUUGUCAUGGAGAAAGCAAAAUCUCACCAACCAUGGUUCGGUAUCGAACAAGAAUAUGCUCUAUUAGACAUUGAUGGUUAUCCAUUACAAUGGCCUAAAAAUGGUUUUCCUCCACCUCAAGGACCUUAUUAUUGUUCUGUUGGAGCUGGUAAAGCACUUGGUCGUGAUAUACCAGAAGCUUUAUACAGAGCAUGCAUGUAUGCAGGAGUUAAAAUUUGUGGUAGCAAUGCAGAAGUUAUGCCAUCACAAUGGGAAUUUCAAGUUGGACCAUGUGAAGGUGUCUCAGCCGGUGAUCAUUUAUGGAUGGCUAGAUUUAUAUUACAUCGUGUAGCUGAAGACUUCGGAGUGAUUGUGUCACUAGACCCGAAACCAAUGCCUGGUAACUGGAAUGGUUCAGGAGCGCAUACAAACUAUUCAACUCAGGCUAUGAGGGAUCCAAAAUCAGGUUUACAAGCAAUAGAAGAUGCUAUUGAAAAACUAUCACAUAAACACAUGGAACACAUUCAAUGCUAUGAUCCUAAACAUGGUUUAGACAAUCAAAGACGUUUGACUGGUAGUCAUGAAACAAGCAGUAUUAAUGAUUUUUCAUCUGGUGUUGCAAAUAGAGGCAGUAGUAUACGUAUUCCAAGACAAGUUGCUGAAAAUGGUUGUGGUUAUUUGGAAGAUAGACGUCCAUCAUCCAAUUGUGAUCCAUACAUGGUCACCAGAAUGUUAGUAGAAACAACAUGUCUUUGAUUAUUAUUACCAUUAUUUAUAAAAUAAUGAAGAACUAAUACACAACAAAGAAAUCAAUUUUUUUAAAACAUAAUGUUACUAAAUAAUAUCGAAUGUUCCCAUAUAAUCACUUCAUUUUGUUAGUGGUUACAGUAAAUUUAAAAACUGUAUUUACAUAAUUUUGAUAACCAUUGUCAUCAUUAAUUUUUCUCCAUUGUUUACGAAGUUAUCAUCGUCAUCAAAAGCAGAUGCAAGAGCAGUAGUGUCGUUAUUAUUGACUUUUCAAUGAUCGAACAAUUUUUAUUUUCUAGUAUUUUCUAUCAUACAAAUUUAUAGUUUACUUAGUGAACUAAUCAUUGUCCCAGUUACUGUUUAAUUAUUGAACCAUUCACAAUAAAGGGAUUAAGAAAUGUUGAAUAUUGAUUUGAGUUUUUUAAACAAAUAAACACAUACACCAUCUUUUCUGUUUGUCCUUUUAUAUCACUGGUCAUUUAAAUUUAUCGUUUGUGAUUUAUAUAAGAAAAAUCGUUUUAUUUUUUAUUUUAAAAAGUUAUGAAUAAAAAACAUUAAGAAACGAACCAUGAAAUCUAAUCGUUUCUUGAUCUCAA